AUGAAAGUUUUUCUAUUCUAUACCAUUUUAAUUUGUUCUGUUCUCUAUAUAAAUUUUUUUGUUUCUUCAGGCAAUGAAGACCAUCUAACGCUUGUGAUCCUACUCCUCUGCUCGGUGGUUCCAUUAAUUUCCGCCCAGAAUGCGGUUUGUGCGAAUCGAUUCAAUGAUCUCUCGUUCGCCGAUCCCGUCAGUUGUUCGAGCUUUUAUGUGUGCCAGCGCGGGAAGGCCGUGCGACGGGAGUGCUCCGAGGGUCUGUACUUCGAUCCGAAGAUCCAGGCCUGCAAUCUGCAGGGACUGAUCAAGUGCUUCAACGGGGACCGCAGUGUGACCUAUAUGGUGGGCAACAGGUCAUCGGUUCCGGAUGGCAGUGCCAAGGCGACUGCUGUGACGACAGCUUCUGAGACCACAACCUGUCCGCCGGAAACUACAACCACAACCCAGAAACCAAAACAACUGCUAAUAGAGUCCCCAAUAAUGGAUCGGAACUUAAGUAAUGGCACAAAAAUCAUAGUCGAUGUUUUAAGAUCGUCGCGCGAUUGCCGUGAUAUAAGCGAUGGAGUGUACUUGACGGAUCCCAGACAUUGCCGGCGUUACUAUAUGUGCACUAGGAACCGCGCCAGGCGCCACAAUUGCCCCCGGAAAGAGUGGUUCGAUCGAGAGCUCCUCAUCUGCCGAUCUCAAGAUGAAGUCCUGAAUUGCCCCUCUAACCGGAAUUAGACAAAAACGUUCUAGACAAAAUUAUAAAAGUAGUUCCUACUAUAUAUUACGAAUGUUUAUUAAAAAAACUUUUAUUAAACAAGGAAAUUCGCACAGCAAUAAAAUUA
Drosophila takahashii is the source of this 824-nucleotide messenger RNA. Its product is annotated as peritrophin-44. The record is from RefSeq and is a predicted model, not a curated record. Gene Ontology annotation, cellular component: extracellular region. NCBI's taxonomy places the organism in Eukaryota, Metazoa, Arthropoda, Insecta, Diptera, Drosophilidae. Gene Ontology annotation, molecular function: chitin binding.